Messenger RNA from Pyrenophora tritici-repentis Pt-1C-BFP, 1368 nucleotides. RefSeq names its product Periplasmic protein TonB. Gene Ontology annotation, molecular function: actin binding. The record is from RefSeq and is a predicted model, not a curated record. NCBI's taxonomy places the organism in Eukaryota, Fungi, Ascomycota, Dothideomycetes, Pleosporales, Pleosporaceae.
AUGCCUCCACCACCACCCCCUCCGCCGCCCAUGCCGCCCAUGGGACGAGGCGCUGGAGGGCCACCACCCCCACCAAUGCUGGGAAAGUCACCGGGGGGAAAAGCAGCGGGAGGAGCAGGCAGAGGUGCACUACUAGGAGAUAUCAGCAAAGGAAUGAAGCUUAAGAAGGUCACCCAAGUCAACGAUAGAUCCGCCCCGAUAACAGGAAAAGUGAGCGACGGCCCCAGUGCUGCGCCUAUGGGAGCACCCGCCAUCCCUGGCAUGGGAAAGCCGCCUGCAGUACCUGGCCUUGCGCCGCCAGUUCCCGGUGGAGGAAACCGAGGGAGGAGUAAUAGCGACACGGGCGAUGGAGGAGGUGCCGCACCGCCGCAGUUGGCAGGAAUCUUUGCUGGAGGCAUGCCAAAGUUGCGGAAGGCAGGCGGCGUAAACACGGGCGCGGACCAAAGCCAUGCGCCAUACCUCUCAGAUCCCGAAUCGAAUCGCGGCUCUGCACCCAAACCACCGCGAGGAGCAGCGCCGAGACCUCCAGGGCUCCCGCCUUCAGCGCCUCCUGCACCGCCUGGAGGACCACCCGCGCGUCCAGGCAUCAAUGCUCUUCGAGGCCAGGAUUCAAGACCCAAUUCGGUAGCUUCAAGUAUAAGCGGGAAGCCAAAGCCACCGCCGCCGAUUGGAAAAAAGCCGCCUAUGCCACCGCCAUCUUCCCGAAAGCCAUCCGGUCUCGCUCCACCGCCUCCAACAGCUUCACCAGCUCGUGCGCCGCCUAUUCCAGGAGGAGCUCCACCUCCACCACCGCCUCCUGCUUCAACCUCUCCUCGGCCCACCGGGGUACCACCACCUCCCCCUCUGCCACCGCCAUCUCCGGCUCCGCGAGCUCCAGCACGAUCGACUCCACCCCCACCGCCAUCGGACGACGAAUACGAUCCCUAUAAAUAUCCUGCUCCAGCCCCUCCACCUCCUCCACCAAAUGGACACACCCCGUCUCUCGCAGAAACAGCAGCACGCAAUGCUUUUGGUCGCGCAUCGCCUGCUGCGCCUCCUCCACCUCCCCCGGCAGCACCACCAAGUGCACCCGCGCCUCCUCCGCCACCCAGCGCCGCUCCGAGUCGACAGGCCUCCCAAACACCAUUGCGAUCAAUGAUGGAUCCCAGCUCGUACACCCUGUCAAACGGAGGAUCGAGUAUCAAGAGUCCGACUCAUUCGGGCGGUGGAAGUAGAGAAAAAGGCAGGGUCAGGCCAAUUCAGGAUUUGAGAUGGAGAUUCCAAGAUGAAGGCCAGUUCCCACGGCCCAGGGAGUUUACCAACGGACCAAAGAAAUAUCGUGCUGGGAGAGGCAGCAGUGUGCCUUUAGAUUUGAGCGCAUACGAAUGA